GGGAGAAGGAAUGCCUGCCAGGUCUAGAGUGUGGGGUGUCUAAGGUGGUCAACCCAACAGGGUCAUGAAAGGUUGAGUCGCUGAGUGGGGUCCUCUGUCCCAUCGUCUCUUAUAACAGGAAGAUUGAAGUCGAAGGUGGUUGGCCAAGAUGCCAGAAGGGAUGGCGGACGGUGGGAGGAAGCUCGUGACUCUCGAUGACCUCAUCGAUGCCCUGGACAAGCGCGAGAGGGCGCCGAGCAACGUCCCAAAGGUCGAGACAUUUCAGUUCAAGGGGGACAAGGUAUCCGACUGGUUGGAUCUGACAGAACAGGCACUGGUGGGACUUUCAGAUGAGGUCAAGCUCCAGCGGGUCCUUAGGUACGUCCUGCACAACCACCAUCGGGAAGUAACUAAGGUUGUGGAUGCCGCUGGGGGCAGUUGGGCAAAGUUUGGGGACCUAAUGCGAAGGAAGUAUAGGCUGGGGGACGGCCUGUUGACCAUGGCCGACUUGGAGGCCAUGAAUAAAGAAGACUUCUCUACCAUUGGGGCGUUCGUGCACGAGUUUAAGAAAAGGGCGAGAAAAGUGCACGGGAUUUCUGAGGAGGCGCAGUGCGCCAUGUUCCUGGGACUGAUUAUGGGCUCGGAGGCCACAGAGCUAACCAGCUAUGGGGAAGGGAGCGAGAGGCUCACCUGGGCAACCAUUGACAAGGGAGUGGAAGAAGGGAGCCUGGACCAGGUGGAGCAACACCAAAUGAGGCUGCAAAGGCGUAAGAGGAAGGAGAGGGAUGCUACCGCAUCCGGGACCCCAGGGGUGAAAAGGAUCGUCACGGAUGUGUUGGCAGCACUGGGGUAUGACAAUGAAGCGGAGAUACAGAAAAGAGGGGUGCCAGUGGCCCAAGGCCGGGCAUCAGGGGCAAUAGAUGAGGAGGUUGGGCAAGAAGACUACGGCGGGGGCGAGACAGGCUCCCAGGUCAUGACUAAGGCCCAGAGGAAGCAGCGCAAUUUGCUGCAGGGAGGGCAGGGGUCAGGGAAGGGACAGGCUCCCCAAGCCAUUGUCGCACCACCGCCUGUCGCCGCGGCCGCGCCAGCGUCAGCAGGACCAUCGCACAUGGGGCCGCCGCCAACUUGCGGGCACUGGGUGCCGCACUGGAAGGAAGUGGUAGAGGUUCAAGAAGAGGAAGAUGAGGGUGAUGACGAAGAAGACGAAAGGCUCCGGCAGGAGGAGGACCGGAGGGCGGAACAGAGGGCCAAGAAGAGAGGGGCUCAGGGAGGGGCGGAGCCAAUUCUGCAUGAUGGCAUGCCUAAGAGGAAAAAGUACGCGGUCCGGCUGGAGGAAGGCUUUAACGUGGAGCGAAUGGUGGACAAGCUUCUGGAAGGCCAUAACGAUCUGAUGAAUCUAAAGGACAUUUUGGCCUCGGCACCAAGGCUCCGUGGCGAGCUGAAAGGGCGGCUCUCGCGAAGGUUAGUGCCCAAUGUCCACCUGAGCUCAAUUUUGCCCAGGGAGAUAGAGUGGACAGAGGCGGACACUAGGAUGGAUUGGAAAUGUGUGGCGUGUGGGUUGGUGGACUUGAAGGUGAGGGACCAGCCGAGCAUUGCAAUGGUGGACACGGGCACGGAGAUGAAUAUCAUCCGGGAGCGGGACGCGACCAUGUUGGGGUUGGAGGUCGACCAUUCGGACCAUGGAGUGUUGCAUGGCGCCAACUGCAAGGCCAUUUUCUGCGGCACCGCGUCUAAUGUGAUGGUGGAGAUUGGGAGAGUAAGGGCGCGAACGUGCUUCUUCGUCAUGCCCGACGUUGACCACCCCAUCCUUCUGGGGAGGUCGUUCCUCUGCCGAACGGAGACCCUAGUCUUCAACAGGCAUGAGGGGACGAUGAUCCUCGCUCUAUGUGAUCCGGCUUGUGGAAACCAUAAAAUCAUCAAAUGCCGGAACACAGGGCCCGAAAGUGGGAGGAACAGGCUCAACCUCGGCUCCUUUACCUUCGAGGAGUCUGAGUACGUGCGACGGAGACUCCGGAAGGAGCAUGAGGAGGAAGGAGCAGGCGAGGUGUUGUCCCUUAGCCUUAAUGAUGUAAAUAAGGCAAUGGAGGUGGUGGCGGCGCACGAUAUGGCAGACCCUGAGGCUAUAAAGGUGUUGAGGGAGCAGGCAGGGCCGUGCCGCAUCAAUAAUGAGAAUGAGGAGGGGCUGAUAAUUGGCGAGUCUGGCUUCCUUUCGCCCCAGGAAAGGACCUUGAUGGUGGAGACCAUGAAGAGGAGGCAUUGCGCAUAUGCGUUUAAUGAUGACGAGCGUGGGCGGUUGGACGUGGAUAAGAUCCCAAUGAUACGAAUGCAUACCGUCCUACACGAGCUGUGGAACCUGAGGGGCGCGCGGUACCCAAAUCCGAAUGAGGAGAAGAAGGUGGUGGAUUACUUGGACGGGAAGAUAAGGACAACGCUACAGUGGGUGCAGGACUUGCAACGAUUGAAUGCAGUGAUGGUGCGGGACGCGGGAGGAUUGCCGAACGCGGACGCCCUGUCAGAGUCAUGUGCAGGAAGACCUAUAAUCUCACUUAUAGACCUUUACUCUGGAUAUGACCAGUUUCCUGUGUACCCACUGGAUAGGCCGGUGACGACGAUGCAUACGCCAAGGGGGCUGAUCCACAUGAACGUGGCACCUCAGGGAUGGGCUAAUGCGGUGGCAAUGGUGCAAAGGCACAUGAUUAGGGUCAUGCAGACGGUUAAUCCACAUAUUACUCAGCCCUACAUUGACAACUUGGCGGUCAAGGGUCCAAAGGAGAAGGAGGAAGACGAAGUGAUGCCUGGAGUGAGGCGGUUCGUCUGGAAGCACGUCCAAGAUAUCGAUCAGGUUCUGGGUCUGCUGGAAGAGCACAACCUGACGGCGAGUGGCCCCAAGUCAAAGCAUUGCAUGAGGGAGGCCACGAUUYUGGGCUUUGUCUGCAACGAGAAAGGGCGGAGGCCCGAUGUGAAGAAGACAGACAAGAUCCUGGAGUGGCCAGUCCCCUUCCAGUCGAUAACGGACGUGAGGAGCUUCCUUGGGACCUGUGGGUUUUGGAGGAGUUUUGUAAAGGACUUCGCCACCAAGACGGAGCAUUUAAGAAAGCUGAGGAUUCCCGGGGACAAGAACAGGGCAGAUGGGCUGAGCCGUAUUAACUGGGAUGGGGCAGACAAAGAGUCAAUUGAGGAUACCCCACCAGUCGACGGGUUCCUGGAUCAGGAGGAGGAUGUCCGCCUCCACAUAAAUGAGUGGUCGAUGAGGGUGCCCAACUGCGUCACGCAUCCUAUAUGGCUAGCACCAAGGGGGUACGAGCAGAAGGAGGAGUUGGUCCUCAAGCCCUUCCAGGAGGAAGAUCCGUGGGGGAGAAGGAAUGUUGGCUGGAUGAUGAAGUUGGCGUUGACAGACACGUAUAGUCUGGCGGAAGAGGUGAGGACGAUAGAGGAAGGACCAACCCAGAUAGAGGAGCAUGAGCAACUAAUGGGAGGGAUGUACUUGCUCACUAAUACGCUCCUGCAGGGGAGCUCUGACCAGAGGAGCUCGACCGGGUCCGAGGAGGGCGAACUUCUUAUUCUUGAGAGCCAGGACGACGAGUUCGAAGAGGGAGAGAUUAGGGAGGCCUUCCGUGCUGAGGAGUCUGACUUUUCGAAGGCAGUCAUGCGGAGGGGCGGGAGGGACACACGGCCACGCCAGAGGCCCCAGAGGAUGGAGGGAAGGGGCGAGCAGCAUGAGCCGCCUAGGAGGGAGCCUACGCCUGAGUUUGAUGACGACAACAUUGAGCUCUUCUUCGACGUAUAUCGGGACCAUGCGGCACAGAGAGGGUGGUCAGUGGCGGAGAGGAUUCACCACUUGAGGGGUAUAGGGCGGUUUGAGGAGCCUGUCGCUCAGAUAUGCGAGGAGGCCCUGACUUGGCCAGAUGUGGAGGCCGGGAUGCAGAGGUUGAGGGCUUCCCCCAGGGGGCGUGAUGGCAUGCCCAUUCGAUUGGAGGAGGUGAACGCAGAUGAGUUCAUCCCCGCAUAUGAGCAAUACAUGUUGAGUUUGGGGGUUGCGCAGGAGGAAUGGGUGCAGGCCCUACUUAUCUGGACGAGGCAGGCAGAGAAGCAGGUGGCUAAACAGAUUCGGAAGAGGGCUCGAGAUUGGGAGGACUGUCAGGCCCAGCUCAGGAGGGCGUUCGGACGACCACAACACGAGGGGCACGAGCCCAGGGUUGAGAGGCGACGACGAAGCAAGAGACUGAGGGAACCGGCACCGAGAGAGGUGGGGCUGGCCAGAGAGAGUAGGAGAGACCCAGCACGACAGAAGGAUGAGCCCGCAGGGCCCGCAUUGGCAGAGGAGUCAUUCCCUGCUUGUGGCCUCCAGAUAGUUGAGUUUCGGCGGAUCACGAGCGGGGAUCUGAGACUGCCCUCACUGUUGCCAUCAGCGCAGGAGCUGGACAUACCAAGAGAGACGCCAUUCCGGAGUUUAGCGACUCAUCUCGACGUAUCUCAAUGGGAGGCCUCGCGAUUGGGAGAGGACUCAGCUGAGCCGCCAUGCUGUGUGCCGUUGGAAGAACCUUUGGACGCCGAGACGGAGACGGACAUGCGGGACCGAGAGGAGCCGCUGGAUCCUGAGGUGGCGGUUGAACGGUCGGAUCCGGUACGGCCUCAGGUUGGAGAGGUGAUCACGGUCGGAGACGACACCUCUCCAUGUUCCCCAGUUCCAGAGCCAGGACAACAUUCAUGGCCAGAGGGGAUUCCCGAGCCGGGCAGCGAAGAAAUUCCGGAGUCUCCCCCUGCGGCCGCCAUUACGCCUGAGCAGGAGGCAGAGGCGGAGGAUCAGGGAGUGUGUGAGAGAGCGAGGAUGGAGGCGCCCCCUGACUUGCCAUCGCCCACGCAUGUGACCAAGAGUCCGGGGCCGCGAGCGGGAAGAGCCCCAAGAGAAACCCGUGAAGAGAAGUCCGCCCGAGUGCGAGUCCGUCUGGACGAGAUACACGCGAAACAGGCCGAGAUGGAGGCGGCAGGGAUAGAGCCGACACCGUCAGCCGAGCCCAAGACGAGCGAGCAGAGGAUCGACGAGUUGUGGGCUAGGUAUGAGAGCCAGAGGGAUGCAGCCCGCCAGAGGUCACGAGAGGCAGGACGGGCGGACGAGGAGACGAAUGAGUUGAGAGAGAUGGGGGACUUGGGGUUCUCCGCGACGAGGCAGGCAAUUGAGUGCAUGGAUCGGAGGGUAUGUGAGACGGCAGUCACAUCUUUCCAAUGGUAUAAUCUACUCAGCAGUGAGCUCGGGGUUAAGGAGUUGGAGGUAGAGCACCUGACUACUCAGCUUACUGAGGAGAGGGGGAGGAGCCAGGCUAGAGAGGUUGAGUGGGAGAGAAGAUUUGGGGAGAUGGCGGCCGCUGUGGAUAGGCUCUCGACAGCUUGGGAGGUUAGCCAGAUAGGACGAGUCGGUGCCGAUGGCCAGGGCCGGGGGAUGCGCGCCCCGCCGAGCCAAGGAGCAGCAGUGGAGGUCCCUCGACAGAGUGAGCCGAUGGAGGAGGUGCCCUUGGACGCAGUUGAGGAGGAGGGUGGCAAGCAAGAGUCGCUUAUGGCUAUGUCCACGGAGAGGAGGGGUUCGCGUUUGCAUGAGCUGGCGACAGCCAUGGGGAUAGGCACUCCGCAGGAGGGGCCUCAGGGACUUGACGCUCUAGAUCAGGCCCCGAGAUUGGGAGAGUUGAGAGCGGAGCUGGGCUCCUGGGCCACGGAGACAGACUAAGGAGGGCCUGACUCGCGACGGCAGCAGCAGCAGGA
This is a messenger RNA of Chara braunii, 5733 nucleotides long. Lineage: Eukaryota; Viridiplantae; Streptophyta; Charophyceae; Charales; Characeae. The record is from the annotation of a GenBank genome assembly.